AUGGUGUCGUUUUCCACAGAAGAGGUCGAACCUUCUGAACAGUCUACUGUUGAUCCGACCCAAAACGUCCUUGGGCUCGGUGGCAAAAAAAUCCUCUGUGAAAGGAAGUCUCCAGAAGCUUCAACAAAUGCUAGUAAAAUGGUGGUGAGACAUACAUUUUCCGCAGACGGAAUCAGUCACAACAAACCUCCUGAAGAAGUGAUUACUGUUGAUCUGACCAAAAACGUUACACUUGGUGGCAAAAAGCUCCUGACUGAAAUGAAGUCUUCAGCUGACGCAGCGGACGCAGGUAAGWUACUGGUAAAGGCUGAGGUAAAAACUGUCGAUCUGGCGAAGGCUUCUGACAAAAAACUCCUGGUUGGCAAAAACCUACUCGGUGACAAAAAAUUCCUCGACAACAUGAAAUCCAUCACAUCUCUGAAACAGACAGAAAUAACCACAGGAGCUGUAGCACAAGCAAACAGGAUGGUAGUUCUGCACACGGAAGAGGCCAACCUGUCAGACAUUGACUACCUGGUUCCCGCCCAUGACGAGCGGGGUCGGCCAAUCGCUGAGUGGAAGAGACAGGUCAUGGUGCGUCAGCUACAGGCCAGGCUAUUGGACGAGGAGGACCAGAGGAGGAAGGAGAAUGGGAACAGCACUUCCAAAGCGGUGAACUGGAGGUACUCCCAGGCCCACAACGCUAUCCUGGGCCCGUUUGGAGAGCUGCUGACRGAGGACGACCUGAUCUACCUGGAGAAGCAGAUCCAGAGCGUGUCCAACCAGAAAAACUGUGAAGGCUAUGAGACAGAGCUAGCUCGUCUGGCUGAGGAGCUCAGGACCAUCCUGCCAGCUCCCAUCGUCAACAUCACAGCCAGCACUCAGUUCAGAAACCCCAACCAGGAGUCUCAGGUCCCUCUGCCCGUGUGGUGUAACCGCAUCUCAGGCAUCGUAAAGAGCAUGUCCCUGCUGAUGGCCAACCUGGCAGACGGGCCGUACUCGAAGAUGCCCAACACAGAGCUAUCCACUGUGUUCUCCCAGACCCCAGACAGACCCACCUCUACCCGAGGGCGCAGGGAGAAGAUAGAGUCCGAGAUCCAACAGUUUGGGGUUUCUGUCCGGAAUCUGAAGUCCAACUUUGAAGGUCAUGAACAAGAAACAGAAGAAGAGGUCCACACGAUGUCAGCCAUACAGGAGGAAGGCAUGGGGUUAGAGGUCAGAGGAACACAGGAACAGCCCAAAGAGAUGAACCCAGCCCCUGAAGCUGACCAGAACAGUGACUCAGGCAUAGCCUGUGAUGACAACAUGACCGACGUUAGGGAAACCACCAGUCUACGGAAGGAACGUAUUGUGGUGCUGUUCCUGGGCCACUGGAAGAAGUCAGCCUACACGGUGACUCUGAAGACCAGAGAGGCUGAGAGCAGAGCCAGUGUGGAGGAGGUUGGUGGUAAACCUGGGGGGACAGAUGGGAGGGGACCACAGAGGGGAUCUCAGAUGCCUCUGGGACAUUUCUUCAAACAGAGGAGUGUCAUCAACAAGAUGAUUGGUGAUUGGAGGAGCAUGAUCUCCAGCGUUCCAUCUCGACAGAUCCGCCGUCUCCACCGGCAGCAGGCACCAUACUCCCCUGAACAGUUCCUCCCCAAGGUGGACGGGGCGAUGGUGGACUAUGACAGCCUGACCCUUGACCUCUUUAUGCUGGGGUACUUCCACAUCCUGGAACUCGAACUCCCCGCGGACGAGAGGAAGAUGAGACACCUGCUGUGCUUUGAGGUGUUUGACCACGUUGGUCGUUUCACCUGGGAGAGCAUCCGGGAGUUCCACAAGGCCGUCAUGAUGGACAUCGAGGCUGGGAACCGUGAGUGGAAGGACGGCUUCGAGGACAUUAAGGUCAAGUUCUUUGGGAACGUGUCAACGACUCAGUCUGAAGUGCCAGAGGUAGAGAAACAACAGUUCCUACCAGAGGUCAGGUCUGUGCCCAAAGUCAUCCUCCAAACCCCGACACCAGAUGAAGGGGCUCUGAUUAAACAAGGAACAGACAUUUCCAGUUUCAGCAAUGAUGAGAUUUGCAAAUACAUAGACAGGAGUUUUACUUUCUGGAAAGACAAGGAGGCAGAGAUUUUUGAUUUUGAGUAGUAGUUGUUUUCACUGUACCUUCUUUUUUUUWAAAUAUUUUUUUAAAUAAUUGGUAGUCUUCUGAAAUCAAGUUCUAGUUAUGUAGUCUGCUGAUAUCAAGUUAUAGUAAGGGAUGGGUAUACUGUAAGUGCAUUUUAUUCUGAGUGUGAAUACCUUUGUGUUCUUUGUGAAUAGUUGUAACAGCUCUUAUUAUUUAAAGAGAAAGCAAUAAGUAGGCCUACAGUAAACUUUCCAAUCUUAGAAACAGGUAGUCAGAUGUAUAGUACA
This is a messenger RNA of Salvelinus sp. IW2-2015, 2379 nucleotides long. RefSeq names its product espin-like protein. Lineage: Eukaryota; Metazoa; Chordata; Actinopteri; Salmoniformes; Salmonidae. Gene Ontology annotation, molecular function: actin filament binding. The record is from RefSeq and is a predicted model, not a curated record. Gene Ontology annotation, cellular component: cytoplasm. Gene Ontology annotation, biological process: actin filament bundle assembly. The coding region runs from base 1 to 2112 and encodes 703 amino acids. The transcript has 7 exons.